AUGAGACCUGUCCAAGGAAUGAAACUGUGGAGACGGUUAGGUAGGUUGCCUGUUUUACCACCACCACCAAGGAACAAAAAGGGAAAACCUCAUGACCAUGCUAGAAAAAAAGCUCCUCAUGAGUCGUCCUCUAAUCCUUACAAGUUAACACGGCAUGGUCGUGUAGGAACUUGCUCAAACUGCAAAAAAGAAGGACAUAAUAAGACAAGGUGUCCGGAUCCAAGUGUACCUCCUCCACCAAAACGGCCAAGAGGUCGUCCAAAAAAAAACCAGGGAGAGUCAUCUCAAGGUGGAGCUUCUCAAGGUGGAGAUUCUCAAGCUGGAUCAUCACAAGUAGGAGCUUCUCAAUCAUCACAAGGAAGAUUCGGUUUCUCUUCUUAA
Molecule: messenger RNA, 381 nt
Organism: Microthlaspi erraticum
Lineage: Eukaryota; Viridiplantae; Streptophyta; Magnoliopsida; Brassicales; Brassicaceae
Source: the annotation of a GenBank genome assembly